This is a messenger RNA of Chaetura pelagica (chimney swift), 594 nucleotides long. RefSeq names its product zinc finger protein 511 (gene ZNF511). The transcript has 4 exons. NCBI's taxonomy places the organism in Eukaryota, Metazoa, Chordata, Aves, Apodiformes, Apodidae. The annotation marks the transcript as partial. The record is from RefSeq and is a predicted model, not a curated record.
UUUCCCUGCAGGGUGUCUGAAUUCAGCUGCCACAUCUCCGGGUGCUGCCAGGUGUUUGACACACUGGAGGGCUACGAGCACCACUACAACACCCUGCACAGGAACGUCUGCUCCUUCUGCAAGCGCUCCUUCCCCUCGGGACACCUCUUGGACAUUCACAUCCUGGAGUGGCACGACUCCCUCUUCCAGCUAAUGGCCGAGAAGCAAAACAUGUACAAGUGUUUGGUAGAGGGCUGUGCAGAGAAGUUCAGGAGCAGCAAGGAGAGGAAGGAUCACUUGGUCACUGUGCACCUGUACCCUGCUGACUUUCGCUUUGAUAGACCGAAGAAAGUGAAAAGCUGCCCCAAGUGUGUGAGCUCUCCCAUCCAGCAGAGUGCCAGCAUGCCCAUGGAUGUGAGUGUGGAGACCUCAGAGCCCUUCCAAGUGGACUCCAUGGAAGUGGGGCCCAGUGAGGACAUGAAGAUCCCUCAGCCUCCUGCCAGCCCUGUCCCCUCAGUGCCAGAGAAGCGACUCUUUAAAUCCAGGGUCCCAUCCACAAUUUGCUUUGGACAAGGUGCCACACGAGGAUUUAAAGGACCAAGGAAGAAGGUCUGA